AUGAUUGAUCAGGCGACAUUAAACGACAUGUAUCUUCGAUCCAAAGCGAACACUCCAGAGAUUUACAUUACAACAACACUUAAACGCCUUCGUUUAUACGAUAACAAGGUCGGAAUCACUGAAGAAAAUAAAGAAAGCAUUAUUAAACCAGAAAUGAGGAUGUCAGUCCUCGAGAAAAUCAUUCAUGCUUCACAAGAGCUUCAAGUUUCAGAGGAUACAAUAUUCCACGCUGUGAGGCUUUUCGAUUAUUUGAAUCAACUCUCGAUUCUAACAACAGAAAAUUACGUAUUAUAUGGUGCAACAUCGCUAAUGCUAACAAUCAAAAUGAAUGAAGCUAAAAUGGCCUCAUUAUGUGAAAGGCUCGCCGAAUAUUUCCAAAUCUCUGAUGUACAACAGCUUAUAUCAACAGAGUUUAUAGUAAUGGAUAAACUUGAGUUUGAUGCAUUUAUCGCAACGCCAUUAUCGUUUAUACAUUGCAUAUCUCCAAUUUUAUACCAUGAGAUCGAAAACGAAGCAACAGCAAAGCAAGUUCUCGAAAUUUCUUGCAUGCUUUGCCAGAGCACUAUUAUUUCUGAUAAAUUCAGUUGCUUUUCUGCGGAAGAUAUCGCAAAGGCUUCAAUUUCACUUGCCUGCCAACAAUUGAAAUUAAAGCAAGAAGAUCUCCUUACAAAAGCGUUCGGAUCAGCAGCAAAUGAAAAAUGUGUUGCUUUUGUAUCUGAAUCAUCAUUAUUACCUGGUAAUAAGGAUCUCCAUAAGAAGAUAUAUGGAGAAGAAUGA
Molecule: messenger RNA, 777 nt
Organism: Trichomonas vaginalis G3
Lineage: Eukaryota; Parabasalia; Trichomonadida; Trichomonadidae
Product: cell division
Exons: 1
Coding region: 1-777 (258 amino acids)
Source: RefSeq, a predicted model, not a curated record